GUCAGUGAAUGCACAUGUUGCUAUAGGUUGCUGGUGUCGCAUCCUCCUGUUCAAGCCUGAUAGCCCCCACUAAACAAAACUAAGGACAAGCUUGGCCAAUAAAAUAUACAUGGGACAUAUAAAACAUUAAAGGUCAAAAGAAACAUUGCAAGAGCUGAAUAGGAUUAAUUGGAUUGUGUAGCCUGUACAACCAUGGAAGGAGAUUGUUUGAGCUGCAUGAAGUAUCUGAUGUUUGUCUUCAAUUUCUUCAUAUUUCUGGGUGGUACAUCUCUACUGGGAGUUGGAAUAUGGGUCAUAGUGGAUCCCACAGGAUUCCGAGAGAUUGUGGCUAGUAAUCCUCUGCUCUUCACGGGGGCGUACAUCAUGUUGGCGAUGGGAGCAAUGCUGUUCCUGCUGGGGUUCCUUGGCUGCUGUGGAGCCAUACGCGAGAACAAAUGCCUCCUUCUCUUUUUCUUCAUGUUUAUUUUGCUAAUCUUCCUGGCAGAACUCUCAGCUGCGAUCCUGGCUUUUAUCUUUAGAGAAAAUUUGACCAGAGAGUUUUUUACAAAGGAACUGAAGAAGCACUAUCAAGGCAACAAUGACUCUGAUGUCUUCUCUUCCACCUGGAACUCGGUCAUGAUCACAUUUGGCUGCUGUGGUGUCAAUGGUCCAGAAGAUUUUGAAACUGGCCCUCACCUUCGUCCCCUGUAUUCACACGAUGCCAUUCCUGAAGCUUGUUGCCGACGGGAGCUCCAGUCUCGUAAAGGAGCAUUCAACAACAAAGAAGAGUGUCUCAGGGGUAAUGAUAUGUAUCAAAACCAACAGGGCUGCUACACUGUGAUACUUAACUCUUUUGAGACGUACGUGUACCUUGCAGGAGCUCUUGCCAUUGGCGUAUUAGCCAUUGAGCUGUUUGCCAUGAUCUUUGCCAUGUGCCUCUUUCGGGGGAUCCAGUAGAAAGCUUUCCGUGACCAGCUGAGCAUAUUCCGACUACACGCUUUGAAGAAAGGAAAGAGAGAAGAUGAACUUUUGUUUUUUGGCUAACAAAGUGCAGGGGGGGGAAGGACUGUAAUAUAUGAAUGACCAAAAGGAUUGUACUUCAGGGGCUGGAACUUUGAGGUGCUGUGCACUAUGUUGUCGUUUCCCAGGACCGUCAUUCAUCAGAAGCUACACACACUGGGUUGCACUAGGGGCCUACAAGACCGGAAGGGUGUGAGUUCUGGUGAUCUCCAUGAAGCAGGAUGCCACGUGGGACUCACACCUUUAACAUGAUUGUGCUACAUCAAUUGGUGAGAAAGUAAGGAUCUCCCCCCUCCCAAAAAAUUUAAGUAGGAUCUGGAUUCAGCAUCCAAAGGGAACUGCUCAGCCAAAGCAUUAUGACGUAUACAAGUCAGGCAAGUUAAACAACAGUCCUCAGUCAAGAUGGGCAGAAAACUAUCACCUGAAAUAUCAAGAUGCUUCAAGCUUUCUUGUGUCACAAGGAAUUGAUAGAUUCCUUCACCUGGAAACCGGAGGAGCUGAGCCUGCUGUGUUGGACAAUAGCAGAAGAGGCAUCCUUUUCAAGUCCAGGAGGAGGAUGGAAUGAAAUCAGAAGUUUAGUGCAUACCUUUACUUUGUCAUAAUGGAUUUUCUGUUCAGUAUCCUGUGAGGGGGGGGGGAGAGACUAAGGCAGUUCUACAGCAGACUCCCUCACCGUUUCUUAAUUUUUAAAAAAAGUGUUCUCAUCUGUAAUUGUUGGUGCUGUCUCCCUUAAGGAGAGAUAAUUAUUUGUUUUGUUUUUAAAGCUUUUGAAUGUUUUGUCACCACUAUGUUGCGUGCAAAUUAUGUUGCCUAGUUUGGCCUUUUGUAGCAACUGAUUAGCUUGUUGUCUUCAUGUUUCAGUGUGUGCCUUUCAGCUGUGUGGAAGAAAAAAAAAACCUCCCAAACUGCAAUGAAAGCAGUGAGAAACCUUUGCAGUUGUCCUUUGCACAGUUUCAUUUGUGACUCUUGUACAUUGCUUAUGUUCUGAGCAAUUCUCACUCAGUACUUCCCAUGAGUUAAGAAAAACCUAAAUGGAAUGGCAUAUGCUCUGACCUGAAUCUCUCCCAUCUUUGCUGCUAGAGAUGCUGGUGAGUUGUUAAGACCAUAAUGAAAGCAAUAUGCUGAACAAGUAGCUUAUGGAGACACAAACUGGCAAAGAAAUAUAUGCGGCACCCAGAAGCAGCAGUAGGCAACUGGCAAAAGGACUGGGAUAUGGUGAUACCAUAUGGCAUGAGAGUUUGAGAAAGGCAACUAGUGAGGUAUACUGGGAAGCACAUCAAUGAACAUUUAUCUCAGAAACAGUGGAGCUUGCCCCACUUGAGGCAAGCAAUGAGAAAAUGCUUUUAAAAAUAUAUAAUGAAUCUCUGCCUAACAAAUGACUUCAAAUGCUGA
Molecule: messenger RNA, 2391 nt
Organism: Lacerta agilis (Sand lizard)
Lineage: Eukaryota; Metazoa; Chordata; Lepidosauria; Squamata; Lacertidae
Gene: TSPAN18
Product: tetraspanin 18
Exons: 9
Coding region: 193-936 (247 amino acids)
Cellular component (GO): membrane
Source: RefSeq, a predicted model, not a curated record